AUGAUGAAAAUUAACAAAUUGCUGGAAAUUAAUGUUAACGAACUCACGAACGAUUUGAAUAUUUUUAAUAAGAAUAGUAAAGCCAUUCAAAAUAUAAGAAAAAUCGAAACAACCAGAAACAAGUGUUAUUCUAAUAGAAGAGCAGUGUCCAAAUGUGAAAAUGCAGUUACCAUUUCUCUAGAAAAGUACAUAUUCAUUUGUGUCAGGAGAAAAAAUACCUGGAGGAUUUUCCGAUACAACUAUUUUCACAAAAUUGACAAAUGCAUAUGCAUUGAUCACUUGGACAUUCUAAUAUUGCAAAGGAACAAUAGCAUUUUUGUGCAAAAAUUCGAAAAAGUGGAUAAAAACAAAACGAUAAAUGAUAUAAGAUUAUUAAGAAGACAAGAUGUUUGCUCGAACGCUCUUUUUUUUUGUGUAUACAAAGACUGUAUUUAUAUUGUCGAUCGAAAUGGAAUCUUAUGGGAAAUAGAUGUUAAGAGUUGUCUAAACCCAAACGAGUCUCUAAAACAAGUGGACAUUCUAGAUUUCAAAAAAAAUAGUGAAGUAUAUUUUAAAAUUAAAAACCAGAAUAUGCUAAUUAUAUCCUAUUGUAAUGAUGAAAAAGGGAAGGAAGUUCACGUUGUUAUAUACAAUAUACAAAGGAAGAAAUCUGAACAUUUUCAAUUGAUUGUAUCUACCGAUAUGGAACUCGAAGAGAAUAAAAAAUAUAUUGAUUGUGUAGAUUUUAAUAAAAAUUACAUAGGUGUAUUAUUUAGCUCAAAUGAACUGACAUUUUAUGAAAAGAAGAAAGAAAGCAACAAAUACGAAUUUUUUAAAUAUCUUGAUAAAAAUAAAUCAAGUAUAUUGAAAUAUUUUAACAAUAGGAGUUUAAAAGAUAUAGAAGAAUAUUCAUCAGAUCAUAUAGGAAAAAUUAAUAAAAUUUCUUCCUUUCAAAUAAAUGAAGACAAUAGUUUACUCCUAAUAUAUAGUGAAUUUUUCCUACCAAAUAUGAAUGUUAGUGGAAACAGUUAUAAUUAUACAUCUUUUAUAAGAAACACGAUGAAUACAAUAAAUUUGUAUUACAAUCAAAUAGAAAAAAUACUUUUCUCAAGGGUUUUUCCUCAAGAUAAAUUUAAUAAUAACUCCCUGCUGUAUGACAUCAAUGAGCAGCUGGUCAAAAGUGUUAACUUACACAUGUGUUCUGUAUACUUAUCAGAUGUUCGUACGAGUACUGCAAGAAUAAAUUUCGAUGAUGACAUUUUUGCCUUAUAUGCAGAAACCAUUCAAGUAUUGAACGAACGUUUGGAUAGAAUAGAAAAUGCUGGAAAUGUGGGAAACGAGGAAAUCCACAAAUAUGUGGAACUGAGCGAACAUGUGGAACAAAGGAGGAAUGAAAUUUUAAACCUACGAGCAUAUUUAGACAUACAUGACAUAAAUCAAAACAAAAUGAAAAUGUUUACUAACAAAUUAAAUGAGGAAUCAUCAGAAAAGGGGUUUUUAAAUAUGGAUUUUUUGAAAGACAUAACAAAAAACAAAGGAAGAUCAGACGAGCUAUAUGCCAGCAGUAAUUUAUACUUGUGUAGCAUUGAUAAUUAUUAUUUAAUUUUGGAAAAUGCAAAUGAUGAUUAUAAUUUAAUUUUAUAUCAAAUAAAAUUUUUGAAUGAAUCAGAAUUUUUAAUACAUUUAUUUUUUUACAACUAUUACAGUGCUAUCCUAGAAGCUGAACGAACUCAUUUUUAUUCCAUACACCAACUCUUUGUAUACUCUAUUUAUGACCAUUCAGGAAGAUACUUCGGGGCCCCAUUGAGCGAUUAUCAGUGCUUGUUCAAGAUAAGAAAUUUAUUUGAUUUCUUAGAGAGGGCCGUGACAUAUGAUCCAUUUCUGUUUAGAGAGGAAGAUGAUGAAAACAUAAUUGAAUUACUAAAUUUAAAAAAUAACGGAAUCGAUAAAUAUAGACAUAUUCCUACAAAUAUGAAUAAAAAUGAAGAAAAUAAUAAUUUUCAUGAUAUGUUUUACAUUUUGAAUGAAUCAGGUGAUAAUGCUACAUCCAAAUAUGUAAAUAAUUAUUACAAAAUAAAAAAAAUAAACACCAAAAAUAUGAUUCAACACAUUGAUAUAGAUAUACAGUUGCUCAAAUUAAAAAGUGUUCUCUCUGCCUCCCUACGAGCUAUUAAUUAUCUCUUGAAUGAUGGCAAGUCAAUUAGUGAUAAGGAUCGGAUGAGUGAUGAGAACCUGAUGAGUGAUGAGAACCUGAUGAGUGGUGAGAACCUGAUGAGUGGUGAGAACCUGAUGAGUGGUGAGAACCUGAUGCGUGGUGAGAACCGGAUAAAUGAUGAGGAUCUGUUUCGCUCUGCAGGAAUAACAUCGGAUGAAUACAAAGAUGAAGAAUACAAAUUUAUGAUCAUGUUAAUAAAAGAUAAAACAAUGAAAAUUAAAAGGGAAAGUACCAAAUGGAAGAAUAAAAAUGGAUAUUUUUUUAGGGUCUCAUGUGACCACGAAGAUGAAGUAUCGAAUGAGAGUAAACAUAGAAAGGAUUCUCAAUCGGAUGAAGAAAAUCGAGUGAACGAGAUAUGGGGAUUCUCAAUAGAUCAAGAAGAACUCAACAUAAUGGAGAGUGUAGACAGAAGUUCUUCCUCCAGUCUGUCACACGAUGGACAAAAUGGAGAAGUAAAGAAUGGAAUGAACAAAAAUUCAUUCCUCUAUGAUGUAGAUUUUUAUUCUUUUAGAGAAAGUUAUACAUCUGUAAGGGAAAAAGAAAUUAUAAAAAAGAAAUUACUCGUAUAUAGAAAGGAAAUAAUACGACAAGUGUAUAAAUACAAAUUGUACAUGUACUUAAUGAAACUUCUAGAUAUGGAAAGACGGAGGAAAAAAAACUAUUCUAUUGGCACACCACUUGAAGGAGAAGGAUAUCAAAAUUUAAAUUCUGAAAAAUGGAACAGUAACAGUGUUAAUAAAAAUAAAUUUUCAGACAUUUUUAGCAUUUUCAAGAAAAAUAUAAACGAUUCGACAAGUAUAGGUGAAGAAGAUAAUUUCAAUAGAACUGCGAGUGCUGAUGGAUUUAUUUUAAAAAAUUAUGAAAUGGAUGCAACUAAUAUAUACAUAGUUAGUUGGACAAAAUUUAAGUAUUAUUACACACCAUUUGAUAUUGCAAAAUAUUUUCUAAUUAACCAGAAUUAUAUUUUAAUUAAAAUUUUUUAUAAAUAUUUUCAAUAUUUUAUUAAUCACAAUUGGAAAAAAAUAUUUUAUUAUAUUCCUUUAAAUACCAAAAUUGAAGAUUACUUUUUUUUGCUGCCAUUGGUUAGGAUGUCAGUGGACACUCCAAGCAACACUUCAUUGAAGGGCAAACUUUUUUCCGUGAACAGCAUUUCUAAUGAUAAAGUGUGUUGGCCAAUCGACAAUCUAACUGCGAAUAAAACACUGCAUUGUGCAAAUAUUGGUUCCUAUAAUUGUGCUGAGGGAAAAAACAAUUUUUUUGCAUCAAAAUUUUUAAAUGUUAACCCAAGCGAUGAGGAGGAGGAGCAGGUGCAACAGAAGGAGCAACAGCAGGAAGAGGAGGAAGAAGAAUACAUCAAGUGGAUGCGAGAAAACAAAACUUCUUACCCUCAUCAUGCUAACAGUUACGACAUAUAUUGUGAUGAGAAUGAAUUUUUCGAAUUUUUUUUCAGUAGAAGUAUUGGCAUAAUAAAAAGAACACAUUUGAUAAAAAGUCGUCUCUUGGCCUUUAUCUACAUUUGUCUGAAGCAAAUAAAUCAAGAUAAUAUUUAUGAAAAUUUUAAAAUUGAUACAGUUUUGAAGAGGUACAUAUUUGAUGGAUCAUAUUUUUUUUUUGAACCAUCUUAUGGAAGAAUUCCUGCAAAAGAGAAAGAUGAUAAAAACUCUGGGAUUGGAGUUCUCGAUGAAAGUGGCAUUGGAAGAGAAGCACUAACAAGACAUGAGAAAGGGAAUGUACUGAUCGAGCGAAAUUUGAAGGCUGAUCUUACUGCAGAUCUUACUGCAGAUCUAACUGUAGAGCCCAUAUUUGAUGAUCCCCUUUUCAUAAAGAAACACUUGAAUGUAAAGAUAAAAAAAUCGAAAAUUCCAAACCAAAAUGUUAUGCUUCUCUACAGUUUCUUCACGCUCAUUAAAUUGUACGUGAUUUGCAAGGAAAAUCAUAAAAAUGUGAAAUUUGAGGAAUUUUUACACAUGGAUAUAUACAACCGCUUAUGUUUAAUCCUCGAGUUUGACAUAAAGUACAUGACUCUAGAGUAUGAUCAGGAGUGUUAUAUAAAAAUAUUUUACGAGAAAUUAGAAGAAAUUUUAAACGAGUAUAACUUUAUCGAUGAACAUAUUGCUUACACACAUGGAACGAAUUACAAUAUUUUUGAAAAAGAAAUUGUAAAUUUGCAAUAUGGAAGACAAAACAAUAUGUUAGAAUGCAUAUAUUUCAACUUGUUAUAUACGUCUCAACAAAUUUUUAUAAUACUCUGUUUGAAGAGUUUAGAAAUGCUACAGGGCAGAAAUGACACCAACGAAGAACAAGCAGAGAAGAGACUUAAGAAAAUGGAUUAUUAUACUAGACCCAAUCAUUUGAUUCUAAAUGCAGAUUUUGAUCAAGCACAAGGGAAAAGAGGAAAAAUAAUAUCUAAAUAUAGUAGACAGGAAAAGCUAAAUUCCCAAUCAAAGCGAAAAGAUGAAUUGGAUAAAAUUUAUAUUUUUCUAAAAUAUAUUUAUUACGCAUAUAAACAUAAAGUUAUUUUGAGGAAUGAUUAUGAAUUUUCCUUUUUGUUUUUAAUAAUUUUCUACAAAUAUAUGCACAUUAAUUUACUGCAUUUUACAUCCAUAUUUGGAGAUUUCUACAGCCUGCUUCCAAGACAGAUAGUGUUGUCAUGCGAAUCAGAAAUGUGGACAGAAGUGGAAUCACGACAUAAAUUGAGCAUCUCCCAAUGUGAGAACUUUGAUCUGAGAGAACUUUUCCAAAGAAGGAAUGAAAACAAAAAGGUAAUAUUUUAUGAUGAACAUUUGAAUCGCAUUGUCUCCUAUUACUAUGAAGGAACGAAGGAAUGUAUGACAAGAGAGAAACACGCACUGGAUGAGUUGAAAGAUGAUAACAUGAAGGGAGGGGAAGCUAAGGUAGUAGAAACACUUUUGGAUAUAUUCGAAAAAGAUUUGAAUUCUCUAGAGCUAUUAAAAUAUCUAAAAAAAUAUAUUCCUGAAGAAAAAGAAGAAGACGAAUUAAAAAUAGACAUAGAUCUUAUUAUCAGUUCAAGAAGUAAUAAAAGAAAGUGUAUAGUCAACAUAUUUAAAUUAUUUAAAAAAAUAAUGACAUGUACAAAUUAUAAGGAUAUGAACUUUACGAAAAAUUGUUUUCAGUUAUAUCAUAAUUUAUUUUACUUAGUAGACGUACACUUGUUUUUCUACAUCCUGUUUUACAUUAUCCUUUUCUAUUCAAACGAUUUGGAAUAUUUAAAUAAUUUUUUAAAAUAUUUCCAGAAGGAGUAUAUUAGUGGUGACAGUGGCAGAAGUGGUAGUAACAGUGGCCGUGAUCACGAUCCUCUGCUGAAUAAGACCAAGUCAGAUGUAAUAAUAAAUUACCUACUUCUAAAUAGAGUUAAAAUAAUAACAAUCGAUGAAAACUUUAUGGAUAUGUACACAUUUUUAAAAAAUAUAUAUUCUGAAAAGAAAGGCAGAUUUUUAUCCCAUUUGAGAGAGAAGAAUCGAGAAAUUUUAACGAAUUUAAAAAUUUUACGCUAUAUUCAAAUUUUUGUAAAUGAGGAGAAAAAAAAAAUACAAAACAUAAAAAAAAAAUAUGUCAGCAUGACAUCUGUGAGUCAUUAUUUACCAACAAAGUAUAUACAGAAAAGUGUAUCAAACGAAGAUAUACAUACAUCCUUUUCAAAACUUAUUUCUAAUUCGUAUGAAAAGUGUAUUAACAAGGAUACCAAAAGUAGACUUGGGGAGCAAAAUAAUUACAUGGCAUUUUUUUACAAAAAUAUUUUAUUCGAUUCCUAUGUUAAGAUAACUAUUGAAAAAAAUAAAUUUCAAAUUUUUAGAAAUAUCAUGGAAAAUGAUCUCACAAUUUGUUACAACAGAAGGAAGACAAUAAAGUUGAUUAAAUUAUUGCAUUUAAAAAAGGACCAACUUAUAGAUUCUCUCCUUUUUGUUAUUGACAUCCUACAAUCACAUAGAAAAAUUAAAAUGCUUUCUUUUUAUUUGAUUCUUUUCCUCAUUCUUUUUCAAAAGGAUGAAUUAGAAAAAGACAAAAAAAGAAUUCUUCAAAAUGUUAUUCAAUAUUAUGUAAAAUACUCAACCCAACCAGUUAACUAUGUCUAUAAUUUUGCUAUGUCUCUUUUUUCCUAUUUGUCAUUAAAUCAACCUGAUUAUAUCAGUCAUUUAUACAAAUUAAUUAUAAAAAAAAGGGAUUAUUCAUUCAACACUAUAAUGAUUAGUAAAGGGAUGAGUUACAACACCAGAUGGAAUUAUAACUCAUUCGAAACAAUGUAUAACUUCUUACAAGAUGAUAAUUUUGGUUCUUCUAAGAUGAAUGAAGGGGAUAACUUACAUAGAUUCUCACAUCUACAUAAUCACACAUGGGGUGAUCAUUUUAAGGAAGUGCCAGAUAAAAAUAGAGGUAACAUUAUUAACAGCAUUGAAAUUGGAGAAACAUCAAAGGUGGAUAAUAAAAAAAAUUUAGAAUCCUUCGACAAAUGUAUGCUGAUGAAGACAGAGGUGUUGUCCAACAAAUCGGACAUGAUACGAAUGGAUUUGUCUAAUAAUCUCAGUACAGAUCAAAUGGAAAAUGAUAAUCCAUCGCAAGUCAUGCUGAAGUUAAAGGAAGGAUGUCUCAAUGAAAUGGACAAGCAACAUCCAUUGGAAGGAAGUGCUAGAAUUGGUGCAAGUACUCUCAUUGACCUUAGUAUCGAAGGGAGGGUGAAGAAACAAAAUGGUCGCAUCGUAGAUGAUACAAACGAAUGUCGAGGGGGCCAAGUAGAAAUGAAAGCAAAAGACGAAGCAAAAUUUUUUGAGCUCCUUAAUUCCAAUGAAAAUUAUAUUGAUGAUUGUGCUGAGGUAUGGAGAGAGGACUUAGGAUCCAGCAUCCUACAUAACAACGAAGGUGAGAAAAGUGAUCAGGGGUCAAUUAAACUGGAGAAUAUAUUCACUGAUACAAAGUUGGAAGUGGAGAGUGUAACAUGUUCUGGUGAUGCAUUGAGUGGAAGGGAUGAUUACGCCGAUGGAAACGGGUCGAAAAAAAGUGACUCGAAGGGAGGGGAAGUGGAAGAGUUGGAAGUGGAAGAGUUGGAAGUGGAUGAAAUGGAAGAAGUGGACGAAAUGGAAGAAGUGGACGAAAUGGAAGAAGUGGACGAAAUGGAAGAAGUGGACGAAAUGGAAGAAGUGGAGGAAACGGAAGGAGUGGACGAAAUGGAAGAAGUGGAGGAAAUGGGGAAUGAUAAAGAGUUUUUGUCAAGUGUAGGCCACUCAAAAUGUUAUGAACAGGGAGGAGGAAGUAGAGGUCAUACAGCUUGUGAAUACAAUUUGGAAGAGAAAAAUCCCCAACACAAGGAGAUUAUAAGAAUCAUAGAACACGAAAAAAAUGAGAAUAAAGGUGCUAACUCUCCUACUUACAACGAAACAAAGUGGUCAAAUGGAGGGUUCCUUCUUGGAUACUCGCACAGCAAGGAAAACGGAAAAGAGGAAGAAAAUAUAUUACUCAACAAUUCGUUGUUGUAUGCAAAUCGAAAAGAUGAAAAAAUAUACAAUAAGAAUGCCCUUAUUUAUGUACUACAAAAGGCAAGUAGAAGAAUAAAUAAACAUAAUGUAGCAAAAUGGAACAUUGAUUAUAUCAGCAAAAUGGUCGGUUUAGUGAAAAGUGUUCUUAAGAGGAAAGAAAACAAAUUGAAAGGAAUGGAGAAUACAUUACAUAUUCUUCACCCCUUUACUACCAAAGAGAGUAAUUUGGAAAAAGAAUCCAUGAGCAAUAGAAGGAAAUUAUACUAUUCGUUGCUUUGCAAUGAUGUGUAUUUUGCAUUUUUACAUUUGUUAGAUGUUGAAGAUUACGGAUUUAUUUUCUACUUUAUAAAGAAAAUAAUUUUAAAUAAUUCCAUUCUCAUAAAAAGGAAAAUUGAUAUUUUUGAAAAGAUACUUGCAUGUAUGCACAACUUUUACAUGCAGAAUGGUAAUAAGAAAAGGGGAGGGGAAGAUCCUCCAUUUACUUGCAUUCAAGACAUGCACCCAUUUUUGAAAAAAAUAUUUUGCCUUUUGACCAUCGUAAAAUAUUUGCUUAGCCAUUUCCAUUUUAACAAAUUAAAAGAAAUAAAUUUGAAAAAACUUCUUAUCCAAAACAGUUAUAAAAAGAAUCUAGUUGAAAAUAUGGACAAAAAAACGUGUGAUGAAAUUUUACAAAUUUUAAUAAAAAUUGGGGAUAUUGCAAAAAUACCAUUACUCGACUUGAAUAUUCAACUAUUACAAAACAAGAAUUACCUUGUGUAUAAUUUGUCGCUAUCGGAUCAUAAUAAAGAAAUAAUAAAAAAAUUGCCAAAAAGUAGCAGUAAUAACAACAUCCUUAUUGGUGAAGAAGAUACAAACGAGUUUAAACGAUUUCAGUUUUUGUUCGAAAUUGAAGUGGAAAAACAGAUUCUGUAUCAUUUCCAGAGGAAUGAUAAAAAUUGUCUACUUAUAUAUAUUACAACAAAUUUUAAUUACUUAAAUUAUAACAUCCAUUUUGUAAGAAAAAUUGUAUAUUAUAUGUAUGAAACAUUGCUGUAUUUCAUUUGUCCAGUUGUGUGCUUUUUGAGAAUUUCCUUUUACAACUUCGACAUGGGAAAUCUUUUCCUUUCUCUGUCGCGAGUGCUGAAGAAGUUAAAUAGAAACCAACUGUUGAAAAAGCUACUGGAGCUUAGGUAUCUUUGGUUGCAUCUGACAUCUGGGACAGAUGCCAAAGCGGGGAAUAUGAACCUGAGCAGAGGUGGAAAAGCCACAGAUGGAGAGGCAGCAGAUGGAGAGGCAGCAGAUGGAGAGGCAGCAGAUGGAGAGGACAGUGCUUAUACGAAAGGAAACAAGGAAGAGAGUGAUCUUCUCACAUGUCGCACUGCCAAUAUAGGAAGGGAAAAGAAUUGUGAUAGAAUCAGAACACCGGAGAGUAGAAGAGAAAGGAAAUUGGAAACACAGCAGGGGAAAGAUAAGGUGAUAAGUAUGUUAUAUGAGUCUAAAAUAUUGAACUGUUUUAACUUUCACAUUAAACAAUUACAAGAGAAUAAUUCGAUAUUUUGGAAAAAUGUAACCGAUUCUGUUAUGGUUAAUAAGAGAGAAGUGGAAACAUACAAUCUUGGGAAGAAGAGUAAAUACAUUUUUGUUACUCAUUUGAUGAAUAGGUUUAAUAUAAUGCCAUAUCUAUACGAUAUAUGUUUCUUAUUGAAACAUUUAAAUAUUCAAUUAGAUCUGUUUUACUAUGCAAGUGAAGACAUUUAUGAAACUGUGAAGGAAUUCUUCGAUGCAAGAGAGGAUGAUUAUGUGAAAUAUCAUUCUCUAUUCACGUUAUUAAAGUGUGAUUUUAUUUAUAUAUUUAGAAUUAAAAAUGUGGAAAAUAAUAUAUCAAAAUUUUUCUAUUUUAAUGAAAAAUAUCACAAGUGUUUUUUAGAUUUUUACAUCUAUCACUAUAUUUCAUUAAAAUUAGAAUCUGUAAAUAAUUCGUCGAAAAAUUUGCUUGAACACAUUUUGAACAUACCUCUAACACAGUUUUGCAGAAAUGUAGAAUACAACUUUUCCAGAUGGAUUCUCUUAAGCAAAAGACAAAUGCAUCAAUUUUUACAUUUUUACAAUAUGGUUGAUAAACUUAAUAUAUAUUAUUCAGAUCUUGUUCUAGAGUUAGUCGUAGACAAUUUGCAUCAAAUAGAUUCUCUUGUAUCUCUUCUUUUCAUUUAUUGCGACAGGAACAAGAGUUCAAGCCAUCGAAUCACAAAGAUGGAAAGACAUAUACUUCUCAAAGUACUGAUGAUAUUAUUUUUUUCCUCUAUAAAAUUUCGAAAUGCUAAUUUUUCUCUCAAUGAUUUCUUUCGCUUUUACUUGUCUGCAUACCGAGAUGGAACAGACAAUAUUCCCACGUUGACUCAGCACCAUGGAUAUGGAACUAAUGAGAGAAAUUUUUGUAACGAUGAAGAUGCUGAAUUCACUUGUGAACCUAUAGCUUGUAGCACGAAUUCGUUAGAAAUAGAUGAACAACUGUACAUUGACAAAAUGAUGGAUAUGAAGUAUGAGGACGAGGAAUACAUACAGGAUCAGAUAUCGCAUGAUGAAAAUUUUGAACAUAGCACGAACACGAAGGGUGAAAUGGGCAAUGUUAAAAUGGAUGAUACCAAAGUUGGUAGUAUCAAAAUGGACAGUAUCGAAAGGGAUGGAGCUGAAAGGGAUGGCAACAUGAGGAACAGCUGUAUGAAUACCAUAGUAGAAAGCUCCUCAACCGAGGGAAAGAACAUGUACACAGAUGAAGAGCAAUUCCUCAUUAAUGAAAUAAAUAAAACUUUUCAAAAAGAAUAUGAAAUUAGUAGCAUAGAUUGUGAGGAUGUACCAUGUGGGAGAGGAAAAAAACCAAGUGGCAUAUAUCUCGAUUUGGAUGAUAGCAAAAUUAGUGACAUUGAAAAGUUGCAUAAGUUUGAACAUACGAGUCGCGAUCCAAUGUGUGAACGAAUCGGUGUAAUGGAAGAAGUCAUUAUUAAUUUUUGUCGUGAGCGCUUAAGCAUCCGAAAUGUUAUAAAAAAAGUUUUAAGAAAUGAAUUGAAGACAAUUUUAUUUUUAAAUUUUUCAGACAGUGAAAGUGUGUUCAAUAUAUAUAAGAAAUCAAAGCAAAUUUAUCACGUUUUGCACAAUUUAAAAGGGGAAAAUGUUUUCUAUACGCUUGAGAUGAUGGUUUCAUUGCUCUUGAAAAAUAAGAGAAGGAGACAUAGAAAUCGGUUUAUUUUUCAUUUUUUUAUAAUUCUGCACAUUUUGCAUUAUGUGAAGAGAGAAGCGCACACAAUGUGGAAGCAGGGAAGUGGUGACAGAAGUGGUGAUAUACUGAAACCAACUGUGAAAGAUGAAAAAAAGAAUAAGGCAAAUUGGCUUUCAUCAGAUGGUGUCCCAGACUGUGAAGAUAAUUUUGCCCGUUCUCCAGAGUACAAUAUCCCCAAUGAAGACGACAAAAUGGUGAAUAAAGAAACCAUUCUGAAGUGCUUAACAUUGCUUCUUUUCACAAAUUUAGUAAAUAUAUAUUUACCAUCGAUUAACAAAUUACAAGUUGUGAAAGAAAAAUGGUACAUAUCAUUUGACAAUUCUAAAAGAGAGAUAAGGAUGGAAGAAGACGUGGGAAAUUUUGUACAUUUAAUAUUGAAUGAAGUGAACGAGACAUAUGUUGGAGGAUAUGAAUUUGUGUAUAUAAGUCUCCUAUUGUUGAUGGAGUAUUGUAUAGAAAUUAUAUGUGAUGAGAAUUUCUUACCAUCCCUUAGAAUAUCAUAUAUUUUUCUGUGUAAAAAAAUGGAAAAAUUUUUAAAGGAAUAUAAGAAAGAAUACAAUUGUGUAAAAGAUGAUAAUGAUGAUAAGAGGAAAGAAGUAUUUUUCAAUUUUAUAAAUAAAGAAACGUUUGAAAGUGUUAGAAAUAUACUAAGUCAGAUAUAUUUAAAAAUUUUAUUAAAUUGUGACAAGUCUAUUUUAUUGGUUUGCAAAAUCGUAAUAGGGAAUAGAAUAAAAGUGGAAGAUGAAAUGAAAUUCUUUAAAAAGAUAAAAAGUGAUAUUCUUUACUUUUUCACAUGUAAUUAUUCUUUAAUUAAAUCAAAUAAACAAAAUAUACUACUUGAGAACGACUUGAAAAAUAAGAAAAAAAAAGAAAAUAAUGAUUUAUAUCAAUCCAAAAUUUCUUCAUUCAUUAAGGUACUUUUAGUAAUAAUUACAUACAAUAUUGAUUCAUUUAAAAAUUGGGAAUAUUAUGAAACCAUUAAACAGAUAAUUACUGAUGGGGAAUGGUUCAAAAUUUUUGAUGCCAAUUAUUCUAGAGAAUUAAUUGAGAUGAAUUUUCUUUGCAAGAAACACAAGAGGAAAAGGCUUCAUCGAAAUGAAGACCUGAAUGCAAUUAUGAAUACUCAAAAUAUGGGUGAAAAUCUUGGCAAUCAUGGCAAUCACGGCAAUCAUGGCAAUCAUUCCAAUCAUGACAAUCAUUCCAAUCAUUGCAAGAAUAACAACAUGAAUAGUAAAAAUGGUGCUAUUCCCAUUUUACCAUCUCAUCACAAUGCCGAGACACAACCUUUUGAUGAAGAAGAAGAUGCCAAUAUGGAAGAGUCACAUGAUUCUCACUCCUCCAAUUCUAGCCAUGACGAGCUAAAUAAGGCACUACGAUUUUACUUUGGAUGCAAGGAAAAAUGGGAUCAAAAUGGCAUUCAGAAGAAUUCAGUAGAUGCUAGAAACAGGUACAAUGAUUCUACCCACAUGUCAACUGUUGAAGUUUCAAAAGAUGUGAUACAGGACGAAAAUGAAUUCGUUAAGAAGAGGGAGAAAUAUGAGAAGGGAGAGGAAGCGUGUGAAGCUUCUUACAUUGUGGGUAUAAAUGGUACAGACUUGAGAAGCAAUGAUUUGAAUGAACACCAGACAAAUGACACCAAUCGAAAAUUAGAAAGUGUGAAGUGCAAACAGGAGAAGAAACCAUUCGAGAAACAAAAUCAAGGAGAACAAAAAAGGGAAAAAAGUUACAUGACUAUAGGGGAGGGGGAUGGUCAACUCGUAGUUGAAAAGUUAUCAAGUCAGAGAAAAAAAGUGGAAGAGGAAGAAUGGGAAGCGAACAGAGUAAAAGAAGGAUGGAAAAAGAAUGAACAGGAAGACAGAGACAACGAGGAGGAGGAGGAUGAGGACGAUGACGAGGACGAGUUUGAGCUGAACACUUCCAAGGUGCGAGAAUCGAUCCUAAAUGAUUAUGGAAAAGGGUUUUUCUCAGAGUACAUAAAUAAGUUAAAUGUAACAGAAACAUGUGAUAAACGUUUUAAACAAGUGUAUAAAGAAUCGAAGAUGAUGGAUUUAGUAAAAUAUGCUGCAUACAUUUUGCGAUACUGGAAUAUCGAAAUAGAAGAUUUAGAAAAAGGAGAAAAAGAAGAAGGAUUUCAAAUUUUGAUUUUUUUUGCAAAUUAUUUUCAUUUUUUUGGACAUUUUAUUAAAUAUAAAAUUAUUUUAAAGUUAUAUAUGAAUAAUGAAUUAAACUUAGCAGAUGAACUGUUGGGACAGAAAAAUAAAAUGUGGUCGUGGUAUCGAAAUGACAUUAAGAUAAAAAAUUCAAUUGAAGAUUAUCUCAUGAAAGAUAUUUCCUGUUCUAAUUUUUUCAGUGCAAAUAAUAAUGAAAUUUUUUUAAGAAAUUUCAGAAAGCUUUUUAAAAGAGCUGAUUCGACAAGAGGAAAGGGAUUUAAUUCAGAAAUAAAAAAUAAUAGCUACAUGACUAGGGCAACCCCACUUUUCUAUUUGACCAACUACCACAACAAUAAGUAUAAUAGAAUAUAUUUUAAAAGUAUAUAUAUGCAAUAUUAUUCCUUUUUGAAAUGUUGCAAACGUGAAACGGUGGGGGAGGAAGAGGAGGAGGUUAAUUAUUCAAAUGAUGAAAAUUUUCCGAAAAAAAUGGACAAUGUAGAAAUAAACAUGCAAAAUUGUUCAAGUGACAAAGACAUUUCCUCUCAUGAUGCACAAAAUUAUAUUCCUGUCAAUGAAUCACAGACUGGAUAUUGUAAUAUCCUCCCACUAUUUUAUCUUUCCUUUAUGGACUUGUAUGCACGUACCACAGAUGUGUAUGAUUUUUAUUAUCAAUCAGUUAUUUUCAAGUUAAUGAAAGAAAAUGAGCUAAAUAUUACCAAAGUACAACAGUACCAUCAAGACUUACAAAUGUAUUUUCAGAACAUGCUGAACAAUUAUGAUUUGUAUUUAAUGCUUUUUUAUUAUCAGUUCUUUACCUUUCAGUCUCUUUGUACUUCUAACAAGAAUAAAAAUUAUCUUAGCUUGGGAGAACAUAAAUUGAUUCUUUAUCUCUGGAUUCGACUAACUCAAUCUUUGAUGAAGAAGUAUCGAUCCAACAUUAGGCCAGCCAACGUAUUUCUCUAG
This is a messenger RNA of Plasmodium gonderi, 14049 nucleotides long. RefSeq lists its product as hypothetical. Bases 1 to 14049 code for a protein of 4682 amino acids. Lineage: Eukaryota; Apicomplexa; Aconoidasida; Haemosporida; Plasmodiidae. The record is from RefSeq and is a predicted model, not a curated record. The transcript has 5 exons.